UCCAUUCAGCAUACAAACAAUUGCUCAAGGUUCAGUCAUUGUCAGUGUUUCCCAGCCUGUCCAUCUCAAAUCAAGACCUCUCAUAUUUAAGCAGUUAGUAUGCAAAACAUUGUGCUGUUGGUGUUGUGGGUUCUGGGAACAUCACUGGUGUUGCCAGACCCCGACACAGCUGGAGAGAAAGUGGUCGAAGAGCCUAUUCCAUGUUCUAAGGGAUGCACCUGUCUGCACGAUGACUACAGCUUGGAGCUAAACAUGUACUGCAGUGCUCGUAACUUUACGCAAGUCCCCUCUGACAUGCCCCCAUCCACUCAUUCCCUCUGGCUGGAUGGCAACCUCUUCACCUCCAUCCCAGCAGCAUCUUUUAAGGAUCUUUCUAACCUUGAUUUUUUGAAUCUGCAGAGUGGCAAAGUGGUGACACUUGACCCUCAGGCUUUCAAAGGACUUAGGUCGCUAGCACACAUUCACCUUGAGCGAAAUCACAUCCGGGUGUUACCAGCUACAAUCUUCCACAAUACACCUAACCUUGCUUCAGUUAGUCUGCAUAACAACCAACUUACUCGUAUUGAAGAAAGACUGUUUGCCGGACUCUCACACAUGUGGCUUCUCAACUUAGGGUGGAACUCAUUAGCAGUUUUACCUGAGAAUGUUUUCCAUGACCUGCAAGGUCUACGGGAGCUUGUUCUAGCAGGGAAUAGACUCCCAUACUUGCAGCCACAGCUUUUCCAAAAUCUUGCAGAGCUUAAAGAGUUAGAUCUGACUGGAAAUCACCUCAAGGUCAUCAAAGCUAAUGUGUUUGUUAAACUCACUAAACUGCAAAAGCUUUACCUGGCCCAGAAUCAGAUCGUGACAGUGGUACCCAGGGCCUUCUUUGGCAUGAAGUCACUAAGAUGGAUGGAUCUCACAAACAACAGACUGACUUCUCUCCAUGACGACACAUUUUUGGGUCUGCACAGUCUUCAUGUACUGCGUCUUUCCAACAACUCAAUCACUGGAAUUAGGCCAAGGACUUUCCGUGAUCUGCAGUAUUUAGAAGAGCUGCGACUGAGCUACAACAGGAUCCGAGCGUUGGGGGAAAGGAUCUUUGAAGGGCUUGGUCACCUUGAGGUCCUAGAGCUGGAGCACAACCAAAUGCAGGAGGCACAAGUUGGUAGUUUCACUGGGCUCUCUCAUGUGGCUGUCAUUAACCUGUCUGGAAGCUGCUUCCAAAGUCUGCCAGACCAAAUGUUCAAAGGUCUGUCAAAGCUUCACAGCCUUCAUCUGGACAGAGGUUGCCUAGCAAGGGUCACAACUCAAGCUUUCACUGGACUUUCUGGUUUACGGAGGCUUUUCUUGCAGCACAACAACAUCUCUUUGGUUGAACGCCAUAGCUUUGUGGACCUGGUGGGCCUAUUGGGACUGGACUUGAGUUUCAACAAGUUGGACGUUUUCACCACCCAUACAUUCUCCGGCCUUAAGAAUUUGGAGUACUUGCUGUUGUCCAACAAUGAAUGUCGACACUUUUUGCAGAAUGGCACAAAGCAGCUACUCCCAAAGCUGCGCUAUCUGGACCUGAGAGCUAAUACUUUGACAAGCAUGGUCCCUGAUUUUCCAGAAAGUAUGGAAAAACUUUUGCUGUCUGGGAACCAGUGGAAAUGUGAUUGCAGUGCCCUCCCACUCAGAAAUUACAGCUUGAGGAAUCCGUUGGUGAUACCUCGGCAAGUGGAGACCCAUGCAGAAGGUGAAGAGCCUGACACAACCAUCACCAUAUACAACAACAUUACAUGCACCAGCCCACCACGUCUAGCUGGUCAGGACCUGCGGGAUAUUGACAGUGAGCCCUUCCGAUGGUGCUAGACAAAUCUGCAUAAAUCUGUUUAGAAAAAGUGGUUGGUGUUAUCUGUAGUAUUUUAAAAAA
This is a messenger RNA of Etheostoma cragini (Arkansas darter), 1894 nucleotides long. RefSeq names its product insulin-like growth factor binding protein, acid labile subunit (gene igfals). Lineage: Eukaryota; Metazoa; Chordata; Actinopteri; Perciformes; Percidae. The transcript is spliced from 2 exons. The record is from RefSeq and is a predicted model, not a curated record. Gene Ontology annotation, cellular component: extracellular matrix. Gene Ontology annotation, molecular function: protein binding. The coding region runs from base 100 to 1833 and encodes 577 amino acids.